GGACGUGUUCUCUACAUCGUCACCUGCUCUUCUGAAGCCUGCACAGGAGUUCUCUAGAGCAUCUUACUUGAGUCGCCAUCAUGAAGUUCUUGGUAGCUAUCUGCGCCCUGGCCGUAAGUGCCUCCGCUCAGGUUGGACCAUCCGGCAUUGUCGAUCCUUCUGGCAACAACAUCCAGUUUACCCACGACUUCGCUAACAACAUCGCCGUCGUCGGACCAUCAGGCAUCGUGACCAAAAACGGACAGAACCUGCAACUCACCGCCGGUCAGGCCGCUCUGUCCCUCCCUGCCGGUUGGGAAGCUUUCCGUUCCGCCCUUGCCCCUGCACCCGUAGCCCCCGCCCCUCUCCCAGCCGGAGUUUACUCCGUUAAGGAUGUCGUCGGUCCUUCAGGAGUUGUCCGUGCUGACGGAAACAACGUUCAGUUCUCCCAGGCCACGGCUGAUAACAUUGCCCUCGUAGGACCCUCAGGAAUCGUCACCAAGGACGGCAGGAACAUCCAGUUCGUGUCCAGGAAGAGGCGUUCCGUCCGUGACGCCAUCGUCGGUUCCUCCGGGAUCAUCGCUCCCGAUGGUCAGCUCCUUCAGCUCGAGCCCGGCGUGACUGUGGUUGCUGCUGGUCCCUCAGCCAUCCUCCUGUCCAACGGAAAGGCUCUUCAGUAUAACUUCAACUAAAUCUUUAACUGAACUCACUCAACGGAUUCUCUAACGACGAUCUCCCUUGCCUUCACAUCGAUUUCGAUUUUAAUCGUACGUUCGAUUGAAAGAAGUAACUCUGAACGAUUCGAAGGUGUGCAAUUAUGAAAAAUUCUCACCUUCAAAUUGUUAUUUUUACUUCACGCAAAAUGUUUCGUAUUGAUUUUAAUGAGAUUAAUUUUGAGGGUAUGGCUUGGCACUAGCUCACUUCUUUCGCCCUGGAAGAUUUACGAUUAUUAAUCAGCUAAAUAUUGUACAUCUCCGUUAGGGUGUUGAAUGGUAGGCAUCCAUUUUACAAUUAUGAUCAAAGUCAAAAAUGAACUAUAUUUUAUUUAAGUAAUUUCAGUUCAUUUUGCAUACGCAAGAGGAACUGCAUUAACAGAAGGAAAACUUUAUGAGUUAAAAGGCGAAACGAUGCUCAAAAUAUAUUGUGAAAUAUA
Hyalella azteca is the source of this 1132-nucleotide messenger RNA. Its product is annotated as cuticle protein CP1158. The transcript is spliced from 2 exons. NCBI's taxonomy places the organism in Eukaryota, Metazoa, Arthropoda, Malacostraca, Amphipoda, Hyalellidae. The record is from RefSeq and is a predicted model, not a curated record. Gene Ontology annotation, molecular function: structural constituent of cuticle. Bases 81 to 671 code for a protein of 196 amino acids.